CGCGCCCACCCCCACUUCCGGCGCGCGCGCCCCGAAACCGUCCUGCUCCGUAUCUGGGGUCGUCCCCGCAGCCUGCGGAGCGAAGGGAGCUCCCUGAAGAGCUGGAGUUCAGAAGGCAUCUCUUAGACACAGACCUCCAUCCCCUCCCUGCCUCAACUGGGCAGCCUUUUCAGACUGUCUCUGCCCAGAAUGUCAGGAAAGGCCACAGCCUUGGCCUCCCACGCUCCAAAAGAACAAGAAGGACUUAUAAUUGUGAAGGUUGAAGACGAGAAUUAUGUUUGGGGGCAGGACUUGGGCCUUCAGGGAAACGCCAGUAGCCAGGAGACCUUCCGCCAGCGGUUCAGGCAGUUGGGUUACUCUGACUCUGCUGGGCCCCGGGAGGCUCUGAGCCGGCUCCGGCAGCUUUGCCGUCAGUGGCUGAGGCCGGAGGUGCACACCAAGGAGCAGAUCCUGGAGCUGCUGGUGCUGGAGCAGUUCCUGGCCAUCCUGCCAGAGGAGCUGCAGGCCUGGCUGCGAGAUCACCGACCAGAGAAUGGAGAGGAAGCAGUGACUAUGCUGGAGGAGCUGGAGAAAGAGCUUGAUGAACCAAGGCAACAGGACACAGCUCAUGGCCAAGGAAUGUUCUGGAAGGAAAUGACAUCCAUGGGAGCACUGAAGUCUCUGAGUAGCCAGUUCCAGCCCUUGGAGAACCUGUGCAAGAGUGAGACUCAGGAGCCCCAGGCUUUCCACGAGAGAGAUGGCAAACUGGUGGCCGAAAAGGUAUUGACACCAAAGCAAGAAAUUAUUGAAUGUGUAGCAUCAGCAGCCAUGAUAUCCCCAGGAAGACUCCCUCCUUCAGGACAGAUAGUUGAAGAAGCUUUGGGAGGUCUGGGCAGCUUUGAGAAGCCACGAGGGAAUGCUACAAAGAACAAAGUGAGUCAGCUUCCUUCCCAGGACAGACAUUUUAGUCUUGCAACCUUCAACAAGGAAAUCUCGAAAGAACAGAGUGUCCUUGAAUGUAAUGACAGUGAAGGAAGUCUCAGUCUGAAUUCAAAUAUUAUUACACGACAGAGAAUUCACACUGGGGACAAGCUCUAUGAGUGCCUUGACUGUGGGAAAGCCUUUUGCCAGAGCUCAAAGCUGAUUAGACAUCAGAGAAUUCAUACUGGAGAGAGACCUUAUGCAUGUAAAGAAUGUGGCAAAGCCUUCAGUUUGAGCUCAGACCUUGGUAGACAUCAGAGAAUUCAUAGUGGUGAAAAACCCUAUGAAUGUUGUGACUGUGGAAAAGCUUUCAGAGGCAGCUCAGAGCUCAUUAGGCAUCGGAGAAUUCACACUGGAGAGAAACCUUAUGAAUGCAGUGAAUGUGGGAAAGCCUUCAGCCGGAGCUCAGCCCUUAUUCAGCAUAAGAAAAUUCACACUGGAGACAAAGGCUAUGAAUGUAUUGAAUGUGGUAAGGCUUUUGGUAGAAGCUCUAUUCUUAUUGAACAUCAAAGAAUUCACACUGGAGAGAAACCUUACGAAUGCAACGAAUGUGGAAAAUCCUUCAAUCAGAGCUCAGCCCUCACCCAGCACCAGAGAAUCCACACUGGGGAGAAGCCUUAUGAAUGUAGAGAAUGUGGGAAAACGUUUAGGCAUAGGUCAGGCCUUAUGCAGCAUCAGAGAACUCACACCAGAGUUUAACUCUGUGGGUAAGAAUUGUACAAUUGUGAAAUACUAGGAAUUCACUUUGAGGGUGAGUUUCCACAGAAGAUAGAAAUUUCCUGAGAGCAGAGUUCCUGUCCUUCCAGCCCAGUUCAGUACUGUAAGAGUAGAUCCACACAAAGAUGUUGUGGGACGGGCACCUUCACAGUAAAUCCAGGAUUGGGGCAGAGAUCCUGGAGGAGCUCCUUAUAAGGUAGAUUAAGAGGUGAUGCCUCCAAUGGCAAGGAUCCUGCCCAGAAAGAGUACUUGUGCAUUUGGCAAUUGGAGGCACAUGCUGAGAGUUAUUUAGUUGUCUAAAAUGUUCAAUUGUGAGGUUAUGAAAUGUUGAAUUAUGCCCUGGAUCAGUUUAGCAAGAUCUGGGGAAUGGUAGCUCAUUCGGCCCCUUGUCAGUUCUCUCCUCAGCCCUGAGCUUCCUGCUGAGGUCAGCUGAGGUCUACUUAUCUAUUGAGCACCUGCUAUGUACCAGCCACUGGGGGCAGUCAUGGCCAUUGCCCUCCCAUAGUUAAGGGCUAAUGAGAUAUACAUAUUUAUUAAGCAGGUGUUUACAGUAAAGCAUGAUAAGCGCUUUUUAGUAGGAUAAAUCCAGGACUCUUAUCUAAACACAGGGCAGGGGUACCUAACCUGGUCUAUGAGUCUCUAAAGGCUGCCUGGAUGUGAUAUCUCAGUUGAGAUGGAAAAGGCAGGCAGAAGUUAGCCAGCUCAAGGGCAAGAAGGAAGAGAAGAACAUUACAAGCAGAGGUUACAGCACAUACAAUGGCAUGAAGACAAAAGGAUCUGGAGACAUCCCUUUAUCACGAUUCUUCUCUCUGGCAGAAACUGGGUCUCAUAGACCCUGGUUCAGAAGCCAGGACAUGUGUUGGCUCCUUUUUCCUAUUUAUAAUCACUGAGUUGAAUAGCCUGUCUCCGACCCAGAAGACUGGUGUGUCAUAUGGAAAGAGGCAUGUAUGCACACCAAGCAAAGAAUACAUAUUGGAGGCUAGAGGGAUGGUGGUGACUGAAGUGUUCGUGUCCCAUCACCCUGGGGCCCAGGAAAUGGGAAGCUGACAGGAACACAAGCGGGAAUGGGAGGUCUGCCUUCCCAGGCUUCACUGUUCCUCAUUCUCUGUCCCCUCCCCUCAUCAGCAGGCUUGCAGAUGCUAAGCUACUUGAGGACAAUGAAUAUUUGUCAAAUUGUCGAGUUCCUCAGAACUUGACUUCUCUGCUAAUUUUUAUUUUGGC
Molecule: messenger RNA, 2898 nt
Organism: Diceros bicornis minor
Lineage: Eukaryota; Metazoa; Chordata; Mammalia; Perissodactyla; Rhinocerotidae
Gene: ZSCAN30
Product: zinc finger and SCAN domain containing 30
Exons: 4
Coding region: 190-1659 (489 amino acids)
Biological process (GO): regulation of transcription by RNA polymerase II
Molecular function (GO): RNA polymerase II cis-regulatory region sequence-specific DNA binding; DNA-binding transcription factor activity, RNA polymerase II-specific
Source: RefSeq, a predicted model, not a curated record